UACAACUCUUCCGUGUCAACGUGUAUGGGAGUUAGGCUAAUGACAGUUUCAUUUUAACUUUACCAUUUAUAGACCAAUGUGAAAACAACUUAGCAACAACAUUGAUUAAUUAAAUAUUUUUAAAACCCAAUCGUAUCGUCAAAAUAAUAUAAACAUUUGUAGGUAAAUUACGCGUUACAAAGGUAUAGAUUGUUCGUACAAUAAGAUCGACAUAAAAGCGUUUGUUUUGAACUGAAUCGUGUUGGUUUCUCGUUUAGGAUUUACUUAUUUUUUACAGGCUAAUUAAACAAUGGGCGAGACGUGUAACAAGACAAGAAUUCUGUCAGUGGUGGUUGCUGCGCUUGUCUUGGUUUUGGCAGCCGUUGUUGCUGCGUUCAUUUACAGAGAGACAAGGAGCAUAAACGAUCAAAUAGGGAGACAUGCGGACAUGCGGACAGAGCUGAACGAAGACACUGUUAAGGAUCUUUACCCAGCCUUCUUCCGGAGUCAAGAAGAGCAACGCCUGUUCAAUGUAUCAUUCCAGCAGUCUUUUUACUUCAAUAGAACGGUUAUACAACCGACCGUGAACAGUAGUGAGACAUGUUCAUUCUCGUGUUUUCCCGUCAUCAUGGGAAGAAAAAAACGGCAGAGCACUAUCGGAGUACAGCAUGGAUGUUGUACAUCCAGGGCCACGUUCCAUGCCCCAACAAAUCACACCAACCUUAGAGGGCAGGUUCGCACAUUUCUGCAGUACGGGAGCAGGAAACAGUUUUUCACUGUUCAAUCAUGCACGGCGUUGAUUGGCUGCGAUGGGUGUGUGUGUUCUCAAGAGAAAAUGUAUGCACCGGCCGUGGUUUUGAAAAUCGGAGUUCAAAAGGCGGAUAACCUUGACCACACGGAGAUAGAUAUUUUCUCUUUCCCUGGCUGCUGCAAAUGUGUCAACACAUAAUAUAUUGAUUGUGAACAAAAUGUUUAUAUUUAGUUAUGGCUAGGAAUAGUUUUUUUGAUGCCAUUUGUAACUUUGAAUUUUUCUGUUAUCUGACGUGUUACAAAUAAUUUAUCCUAGGCUUUUUUUAGCUUUCGUGCAAACGUGUCAUCCAAAGAUAAAUUAAAUCUUUACCUUACUGAGAGCAGUGAACGUCCACGGGAAUCAGUUCCUGCUGUUGUAUUUAUAAAACAUCUGGAAACGUGUAAGAAUGACAGUUCAACAAAUACAAGACAUAGCCGUUUAAUCCAACAGAUAACGCGUAAAUAAAAAUCAUAGCAUAGUUUUAUUUCUGAUCAUGUUCAGCAUUUCAUUGAAAUGUUCUUGUUAACACUUUAUAUGACGACCAACGCUCGUUAUUAACAUUGAUUAUGAAUUCCUGAAUUUGCACGAUGAUGAUCUGAAAUAUUCACUGUAUGAUUCUAUAUUCUUAAAUCUUGUUUUUCUAAAAUGAAGGGGUAAAGUUGACACUUGUUCGUAAUUUCAUUGUAUCGUUCCUCAAAAAGUUGAAACUCUGUUGCUCUGGUCUGCUUCCUACCAUUGAGUAAUUAAAUGGUAAUAAAACUGUAUGCAUUUUAAUUCCAUUUUAUUAUUGUUUAAUUUGAAUUGCAAUUCUAUGAGGUUAAAUUUGAUUUACACUUAUAUUUAUCAAAAUAAUUGCUUGGCCAAGUGUGAGGUUGAGCGCUCUUAAACCGGUUUAAACCCCCAAUGCGUUGCAUUUGCCGUUCCAAAGCGGCGACCCCAGCUUUAUUCUUUUAUGCGUGUAUGUUGUUUUGUAUCGUGCUGUUUCGUACUGUUUGUGCAACUUGCCUCAAAUAAAUUACCACUAAUUGUAUAUUAUGAGAAUGCAAUACUGCUGCAGUAGCUGGAGUUUCACUUCUUUAUAUUCACAGGCAUCGAUGUUAAAUGAAAUGUUCAUUAACUAGUAUGCGAUUGUUUUGUUUACCGGACUUGGUAGCCGGCUAUUUAAAUGCAACAUAUGUUUACACUUAUUUCUAAAUUGUUAACAACAGUUGUCAAUUGUAUAUUGAUAUCUCAGUUGAAAAUCCGUCUCUUGAUGAACAAAGGAUAAUAAAUUUGAUAAAAAUCAAGGUCAGCUGCAACUCAAAGGUUUUACCCCAUAUUAAACACGGGGUCAAUAUAAGUGACAUCUGCAUGGCAUUAGGAAAUUCCAAUUAAAAAGUUAUUUGUUUGAUUUGUUCGCAUCUCUAUUGAUGGCAACGUGGACGUUUACCUUGAUUUUAAUACAUCGUUCAAUUGAGAAUGACUUCUUAAGACGAUUUAAAGGUCAAAGGAAGGUCAGGCUACUUCUCUUAUAAAUGUGUCACCUCUAUAAAUACGUUGUGAAAAUAUAUGUACAUGUGUUGUAAACCUUCCUAUGGUAAUACAUUGAAAAAAUAAAAAGAUCAAUCACCAAUCAAUUGCAUUCUUCAGUGCAUACAUACUGCUAUCUAAGCGCAUGCUUAAGAAGGUCAUCAGUCACAUACAUUAAAUCUAUGCGAGGACUUUACAAAUAUGUCAACAAGUAUGCGUUGGCAAUAUUAAUUAUCCAAAUACCACCGGAUAUUGGUAUUGGCUGGUAUAUGUGUUCACAAGAGUAAAGCCAGUCGUGGUUGUGAACCAUGAAGUUCAACAGGUGAAUUACCACUUCGGCUUCGCUGAAUCCAGUUUCAACAAUCAAACAUUCAAAUGUUUCAGCACAUAGUUAUAAUAAUGGAUUGAAUUACAAACAUGUUGAUGUUAUCAAUGUAUUAGUGGGGCUAUUUUUUCUUUGAUACCUUUUGAAAACGCCCAUUUUUCUGUACAAUAGCAGACAGGUGCUCUUUCAAGAAAGAUUCUAUAUACAGGUCUUAGUGGUUAGUAUUCAUAUGU
Messenger RNA from Dreissena polymorpha, 2836 nucleotides. RefSeq lists its product as uncharacterized. Bases 290 to 928 code for a protein of 212 amino acids. The transcript is spliced from 5 exons. The record is from RefSeq and is a predicted model, not a curated record. NCBI's taxonomy places the organism in Eukaryota, Metazoa, Mollusca, Bivalvia, Myida, Dreissenidae.